Molecule: messenger RNA, 216 nt
Organism: Penicillium bovifimosum
Lineage: Eukaryota; Fungi; Ascomycota; Eurotiomycetes; Eurotiales; Aspergillaceae
Exons: 1
Coding region: 1-216 (71 amino acids)
Source: RefSeq, a predicted model, not a curated record
AUGGCGAGGGGUGGUAUUGGGGUUGGUGGCGGCUUCGCGAAGUGGAAGGGGCGCAGCUGGGUGAGAAGGGAAUUGGCGUCGGGCUUGUCGUUGCCUGCUGCUCCGUGGGCCAAGGCCAACGCGACAGGUACCAUUCCACGAACUCUGGCCACGAUUCACUGCCGCAGAAACAUUGACAACGAUGCUUUAUAUAUAUUCACCAAUGUUGAUGAGUGA